This is a messenger RNA of Melampsora larici-populina 98AG31, 1896 nucleotides long. RefSeq lists its product as uncharacterized. The transcript has 3 exons. The record is from RefSeq and is a predicted model, not a curated record. Lineage: Eukaryota; Fungi; Basidiomycota; Pucciniomycetes; Pucciniales; Melampsoraceae. Bases 1 to 1896 code for a protein of 631 amino acids.
AUGGACAACAGACUAGCAGCAACAGACGCUCGGAUCACCCGGGCAGGAUCAGUCGCAACAGGUGCACAACCAGCACCAGGCCUGGACAACCAGAAACGUAAGAGGACGACAAGGCGAGUAGAUGAGGAGGUCGAAGGUGAAGGAAACAGAGAAGAAGAACGAGAGGAGAUAGAGAAUGAAGGGGUAGGAGGCAGAGCUGGUGGCAGUGGAGAAGCAAUUCGAGAAGACGCAGUAGUCCUAUCAGACGACGAAGCAGACGACGGGUCAUGGGUGCCCCCACCGGAGGAAGAUGACCGCCAUAGUGGCGAGGAGUCAACGGUGGCGAGCCAAUCAGCAACGAGAAAUGGGAGCUCAGCUAAAUUAGGGCAUUCUACGCCAGGCGAUAUCCUGCUGUCCUAUGUUGAUAGGAGCCUUGGGGCCAGACAGCCCCUGGAGGGCAAGGCUUACUCCCAGCCAGAGAAUAGGGCGGCCGGAAGGCAUUUAGACAACGAGUCCCCGUCCAAUCAGCGCAGGAGCAGACGAUGUGUGGUUGAUGGCGACCGAAUAGUGGACAUUCAGGGCAGAAUAGACGAGCUUUACGCUCGAGGAGACCGAACGGAAGCGGCAGCCCUGCUUGCUCAAUUUGUGGACUCGUUCAUGACCCGAGAGCGGACAAUCUCGAGACAAGGAAGUGUGAACUCGCAACGGGAUAGUCCAGACCCACCAAACCAACCAGCGCGACGCACACAACAAGAAGCCCCUGCGAGACAACCUCAAACGUCAGACAGACCACAAGCAGCCCCAUACCGCUUAAUCCAAGACGAUAUAACCGAGGCAUCAGCAGACUCACACGACAGCCCGGAAGGGCGACUCCCUAAACGAACCAAACCUGAUAAUCCAGAGGAUCCGAGUGCUGCGACAGGAAAUGCCCGGAGAGAGACAGAGAAAUCGGAGGCGGAGAUGGUGGAAGCGUUGUUGCUAUUGGGAAAAGGAAGAAUGGUGUUGGCGAACGGAGAUGUCGUCGAAAACGGACGCCUUAUUGUACUAGAUGACUCGACCCAAAUGGAGAAGUCCCUGCCAGAGCUAUCCCCGGUCCUGACGCUAUACUUGCAGACCUUCAAAGCUUAUAUCCCCUUGACGGUGUUCGAAAGAGACUUCUUGAGGCAGGACUCCAAAGGCUGGAGCACAAAGAAAGCACCAUCAGCGUCGAAGAUGCUAGAGGGAAACGGAAUUCGCAUAUACGGGGGGGACUCACCGACCAAAGAACUGACACUGCAAUACGAACAGUGGCUCGACGCCAUAACACUUUUCAUUCGCUACGUAAAGAAAGCCGGUUGGGAAACCCAGUCGGAACGGUUUGAAGGUCACAAGCUGGUGGUGAUGGGUCUAAGAGAAGAUGUCGGCUGGAUGGUGGCGUUACGGUACUGCCAACGAGUCCGAAAAGGGGUGAUGCGUCCGACCGCAGACAAGAAAAUCUACAACAUCACAACGGUUCAGCAAGUCAUACUGGACGAAGUGAAGUUAACCGUCGAAAACCUUAGCGAGCGAGUCUACCGGACCAACCCAUACGCACCGGGAGGUCCGAGGGAGAACAUCAACCAGGACACCGGCUUACCAAAGGAAGGCCCCACCAAGAAGGCGACCCCUCCCCAAGCCAGCACUUCAUACGCCACAACACCGUAUCACAGCACGUCGACAUCCACGAGAUCAGAACCUUGGCUCCCCAAAGCUGAGUACAAAGCGAAAAAGGCGGCGGAGAGACAAGCCGCGAGAGAUCAACGCAAUCGACGAGGGCGGAGCCCAGAGAGGAGCUUCGAGAGGAGAGAUGACCGUCGCAGAGAGCGUAGCAGGAGCCAUGACAAGGGCUACAACGCCAAGAAGUACGAAAGGUACAACCGGUUCGAGAAAAGGAGCUAG